AUGAGUGAUAAACGAAGAAGUGGUGUUUGGUUGUAUUUCAAUGCAAUUGAUUCAAAUAAAGCAAAAUGUGACAUUUGCCAAAAUUUCUUAUCCUAUAAAGGUGGCGCAACCUGCAAUUUGAGGAAACAUUUGAAGGCGAAGCAUUUUUCGGUAAUAACGCAAGAUCUUCCGUCUCCUUCGUCUUUAAGAACAUCUGCGGAGUUGGAGGAAAUACCCGUACCAUCAACUUCUUCUACACCUUGGAAGUCAGAAGUCACCCCAGGAAGUUCGGCUUAUGACUCAACAAAAAAAAUUGAUAAGGGCAAAAGACGAAUGCCUUUUCCCUCAUCAAAACAAUCCAAAAUAUCGACUUUUGCUACGCGGCCAAUGUCUAUUCCUCGUACUAAGAACCUGCCUAUAAAAGUUUUAAACAUGAUUAUAAAAGACAUGCAGCCAUUUACAAUUGUUGAAGAUGAAGGGUUCAGAGAAUUGUUAGAGUUUGAUCCCGCUUAUACACUUCCUUCAAGAAACACUUUAAGCAACAGUUUGUUGCCCCAAACAUAUGAUGAGGUUGUUCAGAAAGUAAAGAAUUUACUAAAAAAUUCGGAGUAUUGA
This is a messenger RNA of Acanthoscelides obtectus, 594 nucleotides long. Lineage: Eukaryota; Metazoa; Arthropoda; Insecta; Coleoptera; Chrysomelidae. The record is from the annotation of a GenBank genome assembly.